AUGACAUCAACAACACCCCCACCAACCACCACAACAUGUGCCUGUUAUCAUGAAGGAAGAGUGUAUAUGCCAGGCGAUGAAAUAGCAAGAAGCGACAGCAGAGAAAGGGAUGGAAAAUGCUACAGCCAUGUAUGUGAAGAGAAUUGUAAGAAGACAUCCCGAAUUGAGACACCAUGUGAACGUACACCACCACCACCACCAACAACAACACCCCCACCAACCACCACAACAUGUGCCUGUUAUCACGAGGGAAGAGUGUAUAUGCCAGGUGAUGAAAUAGCAAGAAGCGACAGCAGAGAGAGGGAUGGAAAAUGCUACAGCCAUGUAUGUGAAGAGAAUUGUAAGAAGACAUCCCGAAUUGAGACACCAUGUGAACGCACACCACCACCACCACCAACAACAACACCCCCUCCAACCACCACAACAUGUGCCUGUUAUCAUGAAGGAAGAGUGUAUAUGCCAGGUGAUGAAAUAGCAAGAAGCGACAGCAGAGAGAGGGAUGGAAAAUGCUACAGCCAUGUAUGUGAAGAGACUUGUAAGAAGACAUCCCGAAUUGAGACACCAUGUGAACGUACACCACCACCACCAACAACAACACCCCCACCAACCACUACAACAUGUGCCUGUUAUCACGAGGGAAGAGUGUAUAUGCCAGGUGAUGAAAUAGCAAGAAGUGACAGCAGAGAAAGGGAUGGAAAAUGCUACAGCCAUGUAUGCGAGGAGAAUUGUAAGAAGACAUCCCGAAUUGAGACACCAUGUGAACGUACACCACCAACACCACCACCAAAAACAACACCCCUUCUAACCACCACAACAUGUGCCUGCCAUCACGAGGGAAGAAUGUAUAUGCCAGGUGAUGAAAUAGCAAGAAGUGACAGUAGAGAAAGGGAUGGAAAAUGCUACAGCCAUGUAUGUGAUAAGACUUGUAAGAAACCAACCCGAAUUCAGACACCAUGUGAACGUACACCACCAACGCCACCAUCAACAAAAUCUGUGACAACAACCCCUCCAGUCACAACACACGGCACAAAAUGUUCCUGUCAUCAUAAUGGAAAAGUGUAUAUGCCAGGUGAGGAAGUAACAAGAAGUACAGUUCUUGGUAAAUGCUACAAAGUCAUAUGUGACGGCAGUUGUGGGGAGAUACCGGCAAUUGAGAUACCUUGUACAACAACACCAACAACUACACCAACUACAACUAAAACAACUACACAAACUACAACACCAUCAAGUACUCCUAAAACAACCACCAAGCCAACCACCAAGCCCACCACCAUCACUACAAUAAGUACAGCUACGCCAUGUGUGCCACAUACAAGCUGGCAGGUUUUUAAUUGCACCAAAGCAGUAUGCAAUUCAGCGGGUCAUCUAGACAUUGUUCAGAAAUCUUGCACACCUCCACCAGCAAUUACCUGUGCCAAUAAAAUGAAGCCAAUUGCUGUUCCUGAUGAUGACUCCUGUUGCUGGCAUUGGGAGUGUCCUUGCGUGUGUAGUGGUUGGGGAGAUCACCAUCUUACCUUUGAUGGAACCUAUUAUGCAUACCAAGGAAGUUGCUCCUACGUUCUUAUGGAAGAAAUUGUGAAAACAGUUGAUAACUUUGGCAUUUACCUCGACAAUUAUGACUGUGGAGAUAAAUCUGGUAUUAACUGUCCACGCAAACUAACUGUACGUCAUAAAACUCGGGAAAUUACAAUUUCACCCAAAACAGUCUCGCCUAUAAGCUUAGAGACUCAUGUAAAUGGAAAUCUUGUAUUGCUUCCAUACACAAAAUAUGGAGUAAACAUUUACCAAUCUGGAGUAUAUUUAGUAGUUGAAAUACCAGAGCUGCACACCAAUGUCACUUAUAAUGGUUUGACCUACACUGUUGAGAUGCCAUAUGGAAAGUUUUAUAACAACACACAUGGACAAUGCGGUACUUGCACCAACAACCAAGCUGAUGAUUUUAUGAUGGCUAAUGGUAAAAUUACAACUAAUGCUGUAGCUAUGGCUGAUUCUUUUAUGGUGCAUAACCCAGACAAGCCUCGAUGCAAGAGCAUUCCUCCAGUACAUCCUAAAAUUUGCAAAUCUACUCUCUGCGAUCUUAUCAUGGGACCGGUUUUCCAAAAAUGCCAUGCGUUCCAUUCACCAGAACCUUUCUACCAAGCCUGCCUUUUGGACAACUGCAAUAAGGCCAACUCAAACAAUGAAUGUACAAGUUUACAACAUUAUGCUUCAAUCUGCGGUGAUCAAGGUGUCUGUAUUCAGUGGAGAAGCCAUGCCUCAACUUGUCCAUUUACUUGUCCUUCUAACAAAGUGUAUGAUGCAUGUGGCCCGGCUCUCCCCAUAACCUGCCAAACAAUGCCAGCAGAUGCGAUAGCACAGCAAAAUGAUAUACGUGUUGUGGAAGGAUGCUUCUGUGCCAAAGGCAGCAUGCCAUUUACCACGUCAACUGAUGUCUGCGUAAGCGACUGUGGGUGUAUUGGGCCAGACAAUGUUCCCCGCAAGUAUGGAGAAUCCUUUGAGUUUAACUGUGAAACCUGCACAUGUUUGGAGGGUGGUAGUGGAAUAACCUGCGAGAGACAACAGUGUCAUCAUGUACGAAAUGAGGAGUGUACUCGGGAAGGUUUCUACCGAGUGACUGAAAUCAGUCCUACAAACAAGUGUUGCGAAGAAACUGUAUGCAGAUGUGACCCAAGUCGGUGCCGAAAUGCCUUCCCAAAAUGUGGACCUGGAUUUGAACUUAAGGGUGGCAUCAAAGAAGGGCACUGUUGUCCUACUUAUGUUUGUGAACCAAAACAAGUUUGUGUUAGUGGAAACGCUGAAUACUUGCCUGGGUCUCAUGUUUACUCAGAUAACUGUGAGAACUGUAUCUGUGCACAAGAUGGAAACAACUUUACAAUAGCCUGCAACCCAAUUGUCUGCAACAUACACUGCCCAGCUGGUUUUAAGGUGAAGAAAAACUCCCCAUCUGACUGUUGUGGUACCUGUCAGCAAACCAAUUGUGUGGUGAAUUAUGAUGGCUCCUACAGGCUUAUGAAUCCUGGAAAUGAACUGCCUUCAAUGAAUGAUAACUGCACAAUGUACAAAUGCUCAUUAAUCAAUGAUCAGUUCAUCACCACUGUCUCACAAAUCUCUUGCCCCUCAUUAAAUGAAGAAGACUGUGAGCAUGGAAGCAUUCAUCUUUCACCCAAUGGAUGCUGUCAAACAUGUAUCCAAAAGAGAAGCUCCUGCAAGAUACAGGCAGUUGAUGAUUACUUGACCUACCAAGGGUGCACAUCAGUGAGAAGACUCAGAAUGUCUCGCUGUGAAGGAUCCUGUGGAACCUUUUCAAUGUACUCUUCUGAACAACGGGCUAUGUCCAAAAAGUGUUCUUGCUGCCAAGAGGUUCAGACUGCAAGAAAUAAAGUCAAGCUGCAGUGCCCCGAUGGAAGAAUAAUUGAUCAUGAGUACAUUGAUGUGCUGGAGUGCAAGUGUGCUGGCACCAAAUGUCAUGAUGGAAACGUCUAGUAUAAACAUUUAAAUCUUUAAGGAGGUAUUUAAAUUA
Xenopus tropicalis (tropical clawed frog) is the source of this 3520-nucleotide messenger RNA. RefSeq names its product intestinal mucin-like protein. Lineage: Eukaryota; Metazoa; Chordata; Amphibia; Anura; Pipidae. The record is from RefSeq and is a predicted model, not a curated record. The transcript has 30 exons. The coding region runs from base 1 to 3483 and encodes 1160 amino acids.